CAAAUGAAAGCCACCUCCAGCAGUGCCUGGAAAGUUGUUUUCGACUUGCAGAAACACAUGGUCUUGGCUCCGUUUCCAUCCCCGCAGUUGGGACUGGUGGAUUCCAAAUGUCUGCUACAGAAUCCGCUAACGUGAUAUACCGAGCUCUUAAUAACUUUUGCGGAAGUUUUAACUCUGUCCACACAGUAAGGAUUAUUAUCUUUCAAGUCCAAAUGAUGCAGGCAUUUCAGCAAUUUCAGCAUAAUUCAAAGAAAGUCGUAACCCAGUGCAUCGCAUUAGAUGGUCGCUUUAAAGUCAACGUGCUUAACUGUGUAGAUAUUUGUGUCGCGGGCAAAGAGCCAAACGUCACAGAUGCUAUUGAAUUCCUGAAGAAAAGUUUCUCCAGGGCUUUGACAACAGAAAAGGUGGAAAGCGACGUGGUUAGUCAACUCUCCCAUGAGAAGAUUGAGACUCUGAGAAGAAAAGCCGAUGCCCGUGACUUGAAACUUAAAGUCGAAGAUACCGCUACUCGUAUCUUAGUUCAGGGUGAAUCUACAGAAGUGAACAAGAUGGUCGUGGAGAUCAUGAAAGAGUUGGACAAGAUUAAAAAGAAAAAACAGGACCAAGAGCAAGCGCAUCUGAUAUCAAAAAGUGUGGAAUGGGGCUACGAAAUAAAAGGCAUUAAAAUGGUUUUCAAUCAGAGAUCGAACGCCAUGAUUGAAACGGCGCAUAAUAAAGGCAAGUCAGAAAUAAAGAUAUCUCUGUCAGGAGAGCAAUUCCUGAUAGAUUUGAAGAAAAAUAUUGGACGCGGACAACAGUCAGGAGAUCAGAUAACUCUGACGAGAAAGAUAAAAGGAUUUCCCCUACCAACGCACUGGACACCAAUGCCCCGACCUGAUAUGAUUGUGCACACAGAGGUGCUGUUACCAGACUCUUCUGAAUACAAAAAUGUCAAGCACAUGAUUGAUGCGACCGCUAAAGGAUUGAGUAUUCAGAAGAUUGAACGAGUGCAAAAUCCUCAUCUGUGGCAAGCUUACAUGGCGAGGAAACAGAAAAUUGAGCCGGACUGUGGAGGAAAUAGCGAACGACAACUGUUUCAUGGGACGAAUGCUAUAAACGUCAGCCAUAUAAACGCACAGGGAUUUAACCGAAGCUUCUGUGGAGUCCACGGAACAAAAUACGGACAGGGUGUAUACUUUGCCAGGGACGCCAGUUACUCUGUUCAUUACACUGGGAAUGGUGAUGCUGGCCGCCACAUGUAUCUUGCCCGAGUCCUGGUAGGAAAGUACUGUGCAGGGAAACAAGACAUUAAGGUGCCUCCACCGAUAGACCCUUCGAGGCCAGAAGUGCUUUACGAUUCUGUCGUGGAUCAGACUAAGAAUCCCAGCAUAUUUGUAGUUUUUCAUGAUUCUCAAUGUUAUCCAGAGUACCAUGUAACCUUUGAGUAA
This is a messenger RNA of Pocillopora verrucosa, 1427 nucleotides long. The record is from RefSeq and is a predicted model, not a curated record. Lineage: Eukaryota; Metazoa; Cnidaria; Anthozoa; Scleractinia; Pocilloporidae.